This is a messenger RNA of Torulaspora delbrueckii, 615 nucleotides long. RefSeq names its product mitochondrial 54S ribosomal protein mL58 (gene MRPL20). Gene Ontology annotation, cellular component: mitochondrial large ribosomal subunit. Lineage: Eukaryota; Fungi; Ascomycota; Saccharomycetes; Saccharomycetales; Saccharomycetaceae. The record is from RefSeq and is a predicted model, not a curated record. The transcript has a single exon. Gene Ontology annotation, molecular function: structural constituent of ribosome. Bases 1 to 615 code for a protein of 204 amino acids.
AUGCAAUCGUUCACCAGGAAACUUCAUGUCAGCUGUGCACUUUCGAAGGGUGUUGCAAAGUUCAUUGAUGCCUCGAAGAAGGUGCCGCAACUGCGUAGCACUCCCACAAUUUACAAUACAAAGAGUUCAGCAUCUAAUCCUAAAGGUUAUAUGAAAGCAAAAAUUCCAGCUGGCUUAUAUCUCGAUCCUGCACAAUCAUCCGCUACAGGAUCGAUAAAUAGUGAAACUUAUCCAGCAUCUUUUUUGCCAAAAGAUGAUGCCGGUAAGAGUCUCACUGAGCAAUUGAGAACGGAAGACAGAUUAAAAGGCGAUUAUGCUCCACCAGUUUUAAACAGCAAAAGCACGAUCAAUGGAAAGACGUAUCAUUUGAAGCCUUCUGACAUUGAACAACUACAGAAAUUGAGAAGCGAGGAUCCAGAGAAGUACACAAGAAAAGCAUUGGCUAAACAAUUCAACGUUUCUCCUCUGUUCGUUUCGAUAGUUUCCAACGCUUCCAAAGAAAGAAAACUCGAGAUGGCUUCCAGAUUGAACCAUAUACAAUCCAAUUGGCAUGAAAAGAGAGCCGCGGCCAGAAGUGACAGGAAGAAGCGCAAAGAGUACUGGUAUAGGGCAUAG